AGUCUUUACGCGUACGUUGAAGGCAUAUAACGUAUUUGUGUUCGAUUACGCAUAGCAUUGUAUAACGCUUAUGUUUUUCUUUCGAAAAAGAAACCUACACACAGUGUGAUGUGGUGAAUUGCCGAAAUAAAAAUCUAAAUAAAUACACCACACAAAAUAAGUGAGAGCUAAAAACCAAGAGACUCACUCACCCAAAGCAAAUUAGAAAAUUUUUUUUUCAAAAGCAUCACACUCAGAAAACAACUAAUAGUUGUUGUGAAUACAAGUAGAAUGUGAUGAUGUACUACGUAGUACGGGUUCUAAAUUCAGUUGCACGGUGACUUGCAGUAAAAGCGGGUCUUGUUUUUUAACGCAUUUUCUGAAAAUAAAAGAAAAUAUCGUGUGUACGCGAAGCGUGUAUAAUAUUAAUGACGGUCGAUUUGAUAUUGAAAUAAAUAAGAAAGAAAUAUAUAUAGUUUGAUUUUUGUAUAACAAAUAAAAACGCGUGUGAGUGUUGUGACAAAAUUAUGCAAAAAAGGAAGUUAUAAAUUAAAAAAAUUUAAAACAAAUUUUAUUAAAAAAUAUUGAAAAUUUAAAAGUGCUUUAAGGCAAAAUAAUUGAAGUAUAAAAAUUGAAUAGAAAUUUUUAUUGAAAAAAAAUUAUUAAAAAGAUUAAAUUCGUUUCUUGGUAACCAGUACAGAAAAAAAGUAAACACAAAAGGAUGACACUUGAACAGGUCUUAAAUUAAACAGAAACAAAAGGCAACAGGAAAGGAACAAAAAAAACAACAUGUUCAAAAAUAAAAUAAAUACCAACAAGAUGACAACAAUUGUAAUAAAAAAGUAACAUAACAAGAGUUAAAAAAUAUAAAUAUAAAAAAUAGACAAAUACAUGGUGACAAAUAACACAUACAUGGUGCUACAAAAAACAACUGAGAUUAAAGUGUAAAAAAUAUUUUAAAUAAGUAAAAGUAUAAAAAAUAAAUUCCCACCAGCAGUUGCACAAGGACUUUGCGUAAGGAUUCUUUUUGUCAUUUUUGUAUUUUGGUUACACAAAAUUUACGGGAUUUUUUUUCAACAGUGUUUGUUUAAUAUUUCCUGUCUUAUUUAUUUAAGAAAUUGUACUGAAAUAAAAGCGAAACCAUGAUAAAAUGUAUUUGUUAAAUAUAAAAGAAAAUAUUUGUUAGAAAUUACUUAAAAAAAAGAACAACAACUGCAAAAAAGGACUUUUCUGUCAACUCCAUUACUAAAACAGGAAUCUGCUUUACUGUUUUCCAUUAUAUUCUAUUAGUUUUUCUUUUGUUUGGUUUGUUUACUGAGUUUUCGUUGUGUUGUUCAACGUUCAUCUUUAUGUGAUGCCCCUAAGGAGUCUAGAGUUGGAGAUAGUUUACAUUUAGUUCACUUUUACAUGAUUUGACAACAAAAAGGACAUUAUAUUGUCACAACAGGAUAAAAAACAAUUACCUCACCUUAGAAAGAAAACUCACACAAAAAACUACAACUCAAAAUCAUUGAAAAAGAAAAAAAUAUAUAUAGAAGAACAAAAAUAAUAGUUGCAAAUAGAAGAAAGUGUGGUAAAGAGGAACUGCAAUCAUUUUUGGUGAUUUUGAGACAAGUGACAACAAAGAGUAAUGAGAAGAAUAGACAAGGGUGCUGAGACACCCUCAUCAACCGCAAGGACUUUAGCAAACAAUAUGCUGGCACAGGACUCAUCUCACAAACCAACAGCUCCAGCAGCAACAACAGUAAAAGCACAUCAUCAGCAACAACAGCAACAACAAGAACAGUAUCACAGUAGUAGUUGUAGCAAUAGUAACAAAUUACAAACAUAUCAAGAAAAUUUUAACAAUGAAAAGUCCUUGAAAGAUUCUACAAAAAUGUUGCCAACAAUAAAAACAACAACGAAUAAUAAACAGCUACAAAUGUCAACUACACAGCAAACAACAAAAGCUGGAACAGCAGCUCUACUCUCAGUGGCAGCACAACAGCAACAAACUAGUCGCCUUGAUGGACUUAAUCAUACAAAUAAAAGUCCCUCAAAUAAAAACACAGAAAACCUUCAGCAGCAACAACAUAAUCAUCAACAGUUUACUCCUGAAACCUAUAAAAAAUGUCCUGUAGUAAUAAACAGCAAAUCUUCCUCAACAAUAGCGACAACAUCCACAACAAAACAACCUCCUUCAUUCCAUAUAAAAUCUCUAACCAGCUCUUCAUUCUUUACAUCAGCAACAUGUCCCCCUACAUCCUCAUCCAGCAAAGCAGCCGCAACAACAACAAAAACUUCAAUAUCAUUAUUAAAUUUAUUUUUCUACAUCAUGUGCGUCACAUCCUUGGGCUUCUCGUUGUACUGUAAUGUACGACAAACGCAUACGGACCGCACAUUACGACAUUUAAGGGAAUUCGAUGAACGUCUAAUGGAUAUGGAGAUGCAAUUACAAAUGCAACAACAACAAUUGCAACAUGUUAGCCAUACACUGACACAAACUCAAGAGCAACUACGACAAGCAGCCACAUACAGCAGAAGCUACAGCAACAACAACAACAAUAAUGAAGAAGAGGACGAUGAUGUGGAUGACGAUGAUGAUGAAAUGGAUACUACUGAUAUGGAUUAUACCUCUCAAGCACUGAGUGCUGGAGGUAAUUUAAAUAUUUUACAUUUGAGAGAUGCCAAAGAUGUUACACAAGCUGUUCGUUUAUUAACACGGCAAGUGGGUGAAUUACAUCGUCUUAGACGUGAUGUUUCCCAAUUACAAUUGAGUCGUCGACAACAGCAUCGUCGUCAGACGGGUCUAGGUGGUGGCGGCAACGGUUCCAGUGGUUCGCAUGAACGUUUAGGCGGUGCAGGUGCUGGCGGUAAUUUCCAAGAUUGUGGUUGUCAACCAGGUCCACCAGGCCCACCUGGACCUCCAGGUAAACGGGGGAAACGUGGUAAGAAAGGAGAUCAGGGCGACAAAGGAGAACCAGGUAUUAAUGGCAUUAAUGGUGAAAAAGGUGCUCCCGGACGGCCCGGUGAUAAGGGUUCUAAAGGUGAUGUAGGUCACCCCGGCAUUGAUGUUUUUCAAACUGUUAAGGGUCUUAAAAGAUCGGUAACGACAUUACAUGGCGGUACCUUAGGUUAUGCUGAAAUUGUAGCCGUUAAGGGAGAACCAGGUGAACCCGGUCCCCCAGGACCACCAGGCCCACCUGGUGAGAUGGGAGUACCCGGUACAAAUGGUGAAAGAGGACCUCCGGGCGAAACAGGGCCACCAGGACCACCAGGUCCAACAGGAGAACCCGGACCAAUGGGACCAGCAGGAACACCAGGACCUGCCGGAUUAAAGGGUGACAAAGGUGACCGUGGUGAUCGUGGUCUUACCACAACAAUCAAAGGUGAUGAAUUUCCAACAGGCAUUAUUGAAGGUCCACCCGGACCUCCAGGACCACCAGGUUCACCAGGAACACCUGGGGAAAAGGGUGAUACCGGACCAGCUGGACCGCCAGGACCUCCUGGAGAAAAGGGACCACGAGGCAAGAGAGGCAAAAGGAUAUUUGGACCAGGUGGUGCUAAAGAUGAAGAUUAUGAUGAUCCUCCGGUUACAUUGUUACGGGGACCACCAGGUCCUCCUGGCAACCCUGGCAAAGAUGGUCGCGAUGGCAGAGAUGGUGCGAAGGGUGAAGCUGGUGAACCCGGCGAACCUGGCUCUUUGGGUCCCCGUGGUUUAGAUGGUUUACCAGGUGAGCCUGGUAUAGAAGGUCCACCUGGUUUGCCCGGCUAUCAAGGACCACCUGGCGAAAAAGGUGAUAGAGGAGAUAUUGGUCCUCCGGGUCUAAUGGGUCCUCCAGGUUUACCUGGACCCCCUGGCUAUCCUGGCGUUAAAGGCGACAAAGGAGAUCGUGGUGACUCAAAGUACAGAAAAAUGCGUAGACGCCAAGAUCAAGAUGGUAUGUCAGAUGCUCCACAUAUGCCCACCAUUGAAUAUUUGUAUGGUCCUCCAGGACCUCCUGGUCCUAUGGGUCCUCCCGGUCAUCCUGGCCAAACAGGUGAAAGAGGUUUAGAUGGCCGCAAAGGAGAUCCCGGCGAGAAGGGACAAAAAGGUGAUCAAGGACCUAUGGGUUUACCGGGUCCUAUGGGUAUGCGUGGUGAUUCCGGACCAAUGGGUCCUUCCGGCAAAGCUGGUUUACCGGGUCCACCUGGUUUAGAUGGCAUGAAGGGAGCUCAAGGAGAAACUGGUCAAAAGGGUGAACGUGGUGACCCUGGUCUACCGGGUACUGAUGGUAUACCCGGCCAAGAAGGUCCUAGAGGUGAAAAAGGUUCUAGAGGUGAUCCAGGACCACCAGGCAAAAGAGGACGUAAAGGUGAUCGUGGUGAUAAAGGUGAACAGGGAGUACCAGGAUUAGAUGCUCCCUGUCCCUUGGGAUCCGAUGGUUUACCAUUACCAGGCUGUGGUUGGCGACCACCUAAGGAACCGGUUAUUUCAACUCCGGUCCAUAAAGAUUAUUUACCCGAUGUAACGGGUCCUGAAAGUAACAAUGCCAGCGAUUAUGAACAAGAAGAAGAAGAUGAAGAACAAAAUGAAAACGAAGAUGAAUACGAUGAAUAUCAAGAUAAUUUACACAAUGAUUAGGACAAACUAAACAGACUAUUAACAAACAAAAUAAAAUGAGCAUUUAUUUAAAACGAGAAGAAAGAAAAACUAAAACGUGCUAAAAGCCUUUUAAUAAUAACAAAUAUAAACAAAUUUAAUGCAUUGUACACCCAACACACAUACGACAGAACAAUAAAGCAAACACUGCUUCUCUUCAAGCACGGUUACCUUGUAACUAUGGCUAUUAAACCAUUAGCACCUGCCAUUCUUACACCUUUUACUUAGGAAGGUGACAUUUGUAAUUAACAACAUAUGUAUCUUUGUUCUAAAAUGGAAGUGUUUACUUUUACUCUAAUGGAUUUCAAAAGAAGCUGACAUCAAGCAAUUAUGAUGUAAUUUACACUAUGUAGUCUAACAUAAAAUGUACACACACACACACACACAACUACUCUCUCGCAACUUUAUAGUAGUUUUACUAAUAUUUAAAUUAAAUAUUAAAUAAUUUUAUUUACACAUUAAACAUAACGCACCAGAGCAUCUUUAGAAAACGACGACUUUUCUUUAUAACACAAUUUUAUUUUGGUGGCGGCUUUAAUCAUGCUUUUAAUAAUUUGUAAUUUGUUUAUUUUAGUGGCGGUAAAUGUUUUAUUCUAACAGAUAAUUGGCAAGAAUGGCUUAGGGAUGAAAUUAAAGUAGUAAUCAAAACUAUGC
Molecule: messenger RNA, 5254 nt
Organism: Lucilia cuprina (Australian sheep blowfly)
Lineage: Eukaryota; Metazoa; Arthropoda; Insecta; Diptera; Calliphoridae
Product: collagen alpha chain CG42342
Exons: 17
Coding region: 1610-4582 (990 amino acids)
Source: RefSeq, a predicted model, not a curated record